Abrus precatorius (Indian licorice) is the source of this 1641-nucleotide messenger RNA. RefSeq names its product L-ascorbate oxidase homolog. The transcript is spliced from 2 exons. The record is from RefSeq and is a predicted model, not a curated record. Gene Ontology annotation, molecular function: copper ion binding; oxidoreductase activity. NCBI's taxonomy places the organism in Eukaryota, Viridiplantae, Streptophyta, Magnoliopsida, Fabales, Fabaceae. The coding region runs from base 1 to 1641 and encodes 546 amino acids.
AUGGGAAAAGGGUCAUCGAUGAUCGCGUUGAUGCUGUGCCUUAUGGCAGCUGCAGUAAUGGGUGAAGACCCCUACAUCUACUACACAUGGAACGUGACCUACGGCACAAUUUCCCCAUUGGGUGUUCCCCAACAGGGCAUUCUCAUCAACGGUCAGUUCCCAGGUCCCGAAAUUAACUGCACAAGCAACAACAACAUCGUUGUCAAUGUCUUCAACAACCUCGACGAGCCCCUCCUCUUCACAUGGAGCGGUAUCCAACAGAGGAAAAACUCGUGGCAAGAGGGCACAUUGGGUACCCAAUGCCCAAUUGCCCCUGGCACGAACUACACUUACCACUUCCAAGUGAAGGACCAAAUUGGGAGCUACUUCUAUUACCCAACCACUGGCUUACACCGUGCUGCCGGUGGAAUCGGUGGGCUUAGAAUCUAUAGCCGUUUGUUGAUCCCAGUCCCUUAUGCUGACCCAGCCGAUGAGUUCUGGGUCCUCAUGGGUGAUUGGUACGGCAAAGCCCACACCACUUUGAGGCAGUUUUUGGACAGUGGACGUAGCAUUGGAAGGCCCGAUGGAGUCCACAUUAACGGCAAAAGCGGUGGGCUUGAACCACUCUACACAAUGGAGCCCGGCAAGACCUACAAGUUCAGACUCUGCAACGUUGGGCUCAAGGACUCAAUGAACUUCAGAAUCCAAGGCCACCCAAUGAAGCUCGUCGAAAUGGAAGGGUCCCACACGGUUCAGAACGUCUACCAAUCACUCGAUGUCCACGUUGGACAGUGCAUGUCUGUCCUCGUAACCGCUGACCAGGAACCAAAGGAUUAUUACAUGGUGGCUUCCACGCGCUUCACCAAGAAGGUGCUGACCGCCACCCGUGUCAUCCGUUACUCUAACGGUAACGGCGCUGCCUCCCCUGAACUCCCACCUGCUCCAGAAGGCUGGGCUUUGUCUCUUAACCAAUUCCGUUCCUUCCAUUGGAAUCUCACUGCCAGCGCUGCAAGGCCCAACCCUCAGGGUUCCUACCACUACGGUCAGAUUAACAUCACCCGCACCAUCAAGUUGGUUAAUUCCGUCAGCAGGGCCAAUGGAAAACUCCGUUAUGGACUUAACGGCGUCUCCCACGUUGACCCAGAAACCCCACUCAAAUUGGCUGAAUACUUCGGCGUGAGCGACAAGGUUUUCAAGUACAACCUAAUCUCCGAUGAACCCUCUGCCAUCUCUGGCGACCUCAUCAUUGCUCCUAAUGUCAUCAACGCCACCUUCCGUAACUACAUUGAAAUCAUCUUCGAGAACCCCACCAAGGUUCCUCAAUCUUACAACUUGGGUGGUUAUUCUUUCUUCGCUGUCGCCAUUGAGCCCGGGAAGUGGAACCCUGCGAAGAGAAGGAACUACAACCUUCUUGAUGCAGUGAGCAGGCACACGAUUCAGGUGUUUCCCAAGUCAUGGGCAGCAAUUAUGUUGACAUUCGACAACGCUGGAAUGUGGAAUUUGAGGUCGGAAUUGGCUGAGAAUCGUUACUUGGGACAACAAUUGUACAUCAGUGUUUUGUCUCCUGAACGUUCAUUGAGGGAUGAGUAUAACCUUCCUGAGACUCAGACUCUUUGCGGCAUCGUCAAGGAUUUGCCCAAGCCUGCACCCUACACCAUAUAG